UGGCAGAAGCAGCGAACGGCGGCGACAGAAGAAAACUUUGCUCAUGAUCGGAAUAAUUUUGGCAUUGUUCUCUUGUAUUUCAAACGCGAUGGCCAGCAAUAAGGAGCGUACUUUUAUUAUGAUUAAGCCCGAUGGAGUUCAACGUGGGCUUGUUGGUAAAAUUAUUGAGCGUUUCGAACAGAAAGGCUUUAAAUUGGUAGCCAUGAAAUUUAUGUGGGCCUCCAAAGAUUUGCUGGAGAAACAUUAUGCCGAUUUGUCUUCUCGUCCAUUCUUCCCCGGUCUAGUGAACUAUAUGAACUCUGGCCCUGUUGUCCCCAUGGUAUGGGAAGGAUUAAAUGUAGUUAAGACUGGUCGUCGCAUACUCGGUGAAACUAAUCCCGCUGAUUCAUUACCUGGAACAAUACGGGGAGAUUUCUGCAUUCAAGUCGGCCGGAAUAUUAUUCAUGGCUCAGAUGCCGUUGAAUCGGCAGAAAAGGAAAUUGCUUUAUGGUUCGAUGAAAAAGAGCUUGUCGCCUGGAAACCUGCGACCAAUGACUGGGUUUAUGAAUAAAAUGAAUUAGUCGAUUCAGUGGAUAAUAGCGGCAUUUCAUUUAGUUACUAAGGUCAAAAAGUUAAUUCCAUUAUAUCAAUAAAUACUCCAAAAAACUUUUAAAAAAAA
Glossina fuscipes is the source of this 658-nucleotide messenger RNA. It is a transcript of the gene awd, whose product is annotated as nucleoside diphosphate kinase. Gene Ontology annotation, molecular function: nucleoside diphosphate kinase activity. The transcript is spliced from 2 exons. Gene Ontology annotation, biological process: UTP biosynthetic process; GTP biosynthetic process; CTP biosynthetic process. Bases 44 to 550 code for a protein of 168 amino acids. The record is from RefSeq and is a predicted model, not a curated record. NCBI's taxonomy places the organism in Eukaryota, Metazoa, Arthropoda, Insecta, Diptera, Glossinidae.